Heteronotia binoei (common prickly gecko) is the source of this 6662-nucleotide messenger RNA. RefSeq names its product lin-28 homolog B (gene LIN28B). The record is from RefSeq and is a predicted model, not a curated record. The transcript has 4 exons. Gene Ontology annotation, molecular function: nucleic acid binding; zinc ion binding. NCBI's taxonomy places the organism in Eukaryota, Metazoa, Chordata, Lepidosauria, Squamata, Gekkonidae. Bases 342 to 1106 code for a protein of 254 amino acids.
UGAAAUUUCGUUGUUCAUUCAUAAACUAUUCCGGUGUUGUCAGGCCCGCUUGGAGUGGCGAUUGGCUGCUCCUGACUCUCGGCAAACCCCCUCCGCGGGGCCGGGGCGAAAUUAGUCGCAAGGAGGCAUGUAAUUGACCGAGUCACGUGCACGCAGGGGCCCAGGACCGGAGCGCGAGCAAAGGGGGGGAAAAUCAAACGAGGGAAGGCACGUUAGACCAUGCGAGCGAAAUUGGGGAUCGUUCAAAAUCAAGAUGUUAGGCUGACGCAAAAGACCGCUUCGAGCCAGCCAGGGGGAACUUUCCCUAUCGUCACUUUGGAGCAGAGGGCCCGUGGGGCAACAUGGCCGAAGCGGGGGCGAGUAAAGGUGGAGAUGAGCCCGGGAAAUUACCGGAACAAGAGGAGGAGGAGGAAGAGGAGGAGGAAUCCCAGAUCUUGCACGGAACAGGCCAUUGCAAAUGGUUUAAUGUGCGGAUGGGAUUCGGAUUUAUUUCCAUGAUCAACCGUGAGGGAAGCCCCUUGGAAGCGCCGAUUGAUGUGUUUGUACACCAAAGCAAGCUUUUCAUGGAAGGAUUUAGAAGCCUAAAAGAAGGAGAACCAGUGGAAUUUACUUUUAAGAAAUCUUCCAAAGGCCUUGAAUCAAUACGGGUAACAGGUCCAGGUGGGAUUCCCUGUUUAGGAAGUGAGAGACGACCCAAAGGAAAGACAGUACAGAAAAGAAAGCCAAAGGGAGAUAGAUGCUACAAUUGUGGUGGCCUCGAUCAUCAUGCUAAGGAAUGUACUCUACCUCCACAGCCAAAGAAGUGCCAUUACUGUCAGAGUAUCAUGCACAUGGUGGCAAACUGUCCACACAAAACUGUUCCACAACAGCCUACUAGUUAUCAGGGAAGAUAUGAAUCUGAACCCCAGCCUUCUACAUCAGCAUUUCAGAGAGAAGGGGGAGGGGCUUAUGGCUACACAUCUUUAUCAUAUUCUCAGGAGGGAAGGGCAGACAUCUUAGAACGAUCAGGAAGGUCACCACAAGAAGCUGCUUCCAGUAAGUUAUCUGCAUCGCCUGAAGAACAGAGCCGAAAAGGGCCCUCUGUUCAAAAAAGGAAAAAGACUUAGAGAGCAUUGUCAUCUUACCCUCUCGGGAUGCCUACCUCAUUCAAGCACAAGGAGAAUAAUUUCACAGCCUGGGAUUUUUUAACUACUGCUGAGGAACUACGGUCUUUUUCAAAAGCAAAACAAACCAGUAACUCCAAGCAAAAUUUAAUUUGAGUUGUAAGUCUUGUGUGUGGGGGGGGUUGUUUUUGCAUUGUACGACUGUGCACAUGUCUUGAAUGUAUACAUUCAGAUCUGUUUCCUUGGAUACAUCAUCCGUUGCAAAGCAAUAGUUUUGGAUACUUUUUCAUGGAGUUUUUCCUUUUAAUAGUUCAUCAUUCUAUAGUUCAAGAAAAACAUUUGGAAACAUGGGAAUCAAAAGAUAUUUCACUAUUUACAUGGGAAUCAAAAGAUAUUUCACUUUUUAAAAAGUUGCCAUGAACAUGGUACUAAAGAUAUUAUGACAUCCCUGUAGGGUCCAGGGUAGAUUGCUUCUCCCUCUGAUACCCAGCACAGCAAUGUUUUUUACUUCCUCUUAUGUAAAAAGGGUAAUGCCUUGGUUUAAAUAUGCCUCAGGAUUGCUACAAUGUUUAAGGAGUUAAAGGCACCCUCCCUUCUUCCCCCUCUCCCCUAAAGACAAUGAAUGUGUCGUUUCUGUGCUGGUAUCUCAAAUAUUAUGUUAAAUUAAUAUGGUUUAAAUGCAGGUUAGGUGACUGUUGUGAGGGAGAAUGUAUAUAUUGAAAUGAUUGUUUGGGGUGGUACUGAGAUACUGCCCAGUUUGAUUUGUUGUAUUUUGUGCAAACCUUUGAGGUGUUACGGAAGCGGCAGCAGCAGCAUCUUCUCAAAAGUAAACAUGGAAUAAGAAUCAAAAAGGAAAACAUGAAGCUGCCUUAUAUCAAGCCUGUUAUUGGCCAUCUAAACCAGUAUUGUUAACCUCUGCUUGGCAGUAAGCUCUACAGGGUUUCAGGCAGAGAAGAGUCUCUCCCUGCUCUUGUUACCUGAUAUGCUUUCUAACUGGAGAUGCCAAUGAAUUAGUCACUUACUGUUUUGAGGCAAAUUAGUAGGACUAGAUCUUGACCUUUUAAAUUUUUCUCACAGGCCUUUUUUAAAAAGUACUUAGUCAUUGAUCAGUUUAAUAUAUUUAGAAAAUUGUCAGCUAUUAAAAUGCAUAACCACUAGAUUGUGGGUUUUUAGGUCCAUUCAUUGACUUCCUCAUCAUAACAACUGUAUUUCUUAAACUCAAGUAUUAAAUAUAGUAAGAUGAGGAAGCUGUUGAAUGGACCUAAAAACGAUCAGGUAGUGCUUUUCCUACUAAACUGUGUUUUCUGUAAGUGCGGGUAUCCUUCCAAUCAACCACAAAAACUUUUUGUUGACAACCCAUGCCUUUCAGCAUUCUUCCCAUCAGAUGACAUCCGUUGCUUUAUAACUGACAAACUACUGGUGGCUUCUCAGGCAGAACUUUAGCGAAAUGAAGAGACUGCUCAAAACUCAUACAACUCCCAAUAAUUUUGGCCAGGUUUGUGCAAGAAAGACUCCCUAUGGUAUGCAAUGUGAUUUUGUCUCACUGGAGCCUUCUGCUGUAAAUCAAAGAAAUAUGCACAGAAUUUAAACAUUUUUAUGAGAAACCUUAAAUGUAACUAUUUUCAUUACAAAUUAAGGAUAUUACAUGGUUGCAUUUCUGGCUUUUCAUUGGGAUGUUCAUGAGCCUAUAAGGCAUUGCUUUUGGCUAUUUCCAAUUUUAAAAUUUUACUUUGGUAAAUUGAAGAUAACUUUGUGGAUUUCUAAAUUAGGACAGUAAUCCAAAAAAUUCAUUCAGAUAGGUAAGGUACAUAGACAUAUUACCAAAGAGCUACACCACUUUUCUAUCUCUAGAGUUGAUUGUCUCUUCUGGAGCAUUAGCUAUGUAUCAAAUGAACUUAUUGGGCCAUGACCUAUUCCCAUAGAAAUACAUAAAAGAUUUAGAUGCAGAAACAUUUUCCCCGUAAAGAUAUGCUUGAAAGAGAAUUAGAUUUGAGGUCCAAAGCCUUGCCUUUUAAAAUUGUUUCAGGUAGAAUCUUCAAAGGGCACUGUUGCCUGUUGUGCCAACUGACAGCAAUGAGCCUUGUCUUGAGGGCCUGCCAAGACUGGUCAAAACAUAUCUGUUGUGACUUCUAUUAACUACACAAGAGUUAAGAAGAGGAGACAGUUCCCUUUCAGAGGGGCCAAACCCUGAAAGUCCAUGCUGCUGCCGCCACCGCCGCCACUUUGUGUCAGGAAAUGUAUACCUCAGGAAUAGGCACAAAUCCUAUGUGACUUUGCUUGAAUUCCAUGACAGUGUUUGAAGAAAACUCUCAGCAGCUUAUACUGAAGUUCUCAGUGUGCUACAAUGCAAAGCAAAGCUUCUUCUUCUUUUGCUUCUUCUUGACGAUACUGAAUGUGAUAUAUGUAAAGAGGAGUACUUCCUUGCCAUAUGUAAGGCUUGUAAACUUAUUUAAGUUAUGUAGACAAAUCAAAGUGGCAUUGCUUAACCUUCUAACAGGUAUGAUAACCAGGUUAAACAGCAAUGAUGCAAAACUUAGGUCACUUUGAAAAUGUAAACCAAAGUUCCUUGACCUUUUUAAUAAGAUAGAAAUGGUGAGUUUGAAAGGAAAAAAAAACCCUUGGCCAUUCCCUCAUUUAUAUACUCUUAAUUCCAGACAUAAAUCAUUCUGAAAUAAAAGUAAUUCUAGCAGCCACAGAGUAAAUUGCUGAGAGAGCCUAUCAAUCCUGUCUUAUUAAAGUUUACGUUUUUAUUUUUAUAUAUUGGAGGAUGGUCACUAUUACAAAAUAACCUUCUCAGGUCAAAACCUUUCUCAGGGAAUAUGCCAUGUAAUUCUUUCUUUUGUGCUGUUUUUCUUUAACAGAAUACUUGCUUGUUCAGACCAAACCAAAUGUAAACUUUUUAUACUGCUAUGUACAUGUUAUGUGCUGUUAAUAGUAACUACCUCUGAGUUUACACAUAAAGGACAAAUAAUGACUUUUCACACUAUGCUUUCCCAUGAGAACAAUAGUACAGUGGUUUCUGUACUUCAGUGAACAUGUGUGACUUGACAUUCACAAGAAGAACUGACCUGCAGAGGUCUGGGCAGGGUGGCUCCUCUCUGCUUUGGAAACUCUGAGCCACAUUUGUUUACAUAGGGGGGAAGAAAGUUGUUCUGUUUACAGAAAAUAACUACCUCAUACCUACCACAUAAGCAACAGCUUCUGUGCUGCUCAGGCCUUAAAGGUGGCUGUUGAUACAAUGGUACAUACAUUUGAGUGGGGGGGGGGGGGGCUUUUGUUCAGUAAACAAUACCCAUCUAACUUACACUUGGACAUGAGCUUAAUUUUUAAUGCCUGAAGGAGGAAUGAAUGCUGUUCACACAUGUAGACAUAUAGAAAGGCAGCCAAUAUGUGGAGAAUUUAUCUAAAUACAUUGCAAUAAGAAUACAGAUGUGUGUUUUUACUUUUGUUUCCCAUUAGUUGGAUCCAGUGAUCUGCUCUGUUUCAGCAUUGACAGCCUCUAAAUGUUAGGAGUAUUCUCAGAAUUCUCCUCCCCCCCCCCCUUCAACUAAUGAAGCGUAUUUACUCCUUCAUAAGCAACUAGAGUUUAGUUACCUGUGCCACACAAAAAAACUGCAAUUCAUAUGGCUGCUGUACAUCUGUGUCUGAAGUGCUAACUCAUUGUUUUUAUUGCUUUGAAAAUGGACAGGUCCAAGGGGUCAUUUCCUGUUCAGUCCUGGGUCUGUCUGUUUGAGAGCAGUACUGCAGUGAGUAGUAAUGAGUGUUGCUGUCUUCAGAUCUUGAUAAAUAAUGCAGUUAUGCAACUGGCAUGUUUGAAUUUUUUUUUAAACACAGAGUUGACUUUCAGUUCCUUUGUCAUCACAUUAAGGAAUGUCCCCUACUUCCGUCCUCAUUCUCAGCAGUAUCCCGAGUUUCUGCUAAAAUGUUCAGCAGAACAGCAUAAACUUGAACUAUGCCCCUGGCCAAUACUUCAAAGAAUAAGCCACAAAAAAGUUCACUAAAACAAGGCUCCCACCAGCACAUCUUUCCCCCACCACAGAAUUGGAGCCCAUCUUCUCUUCCUCCAGAAUGAAAUCAGAAUUGUCUCCCAUUGGUCCCUGUGAGCUCCUGACUCUCUGUUGGGGUUGUGCCACUGAACUGACACGGAAUAUUAUGUGCACACUUGCACAGCAUCUCUUAGAUCAUUCUGGAAGGGAAAGUCAGUGGGACAAGUACUUAAGUGCUAUUUGAGCACUAAAAUUAGCUCUAAAAAUGUGAUACUUCUGCCAAAUGAAGGCUAUUCAAUUUUUAAAGCUGUUUUAAUUUGUGCUAGUGCCAUCCCAAAGUGACUGCUAGUACAUAGUUUCAUGGAUGGAGACCCACAAAAGUGUUUAUAGACCUUGUGACCUUCUUUGUAACAGAAAUUAUUAAAAAGUGGGAAGAGCUCAUUAAGUCUUAAAGCUAAUUUAAAUUAAUUUAUCUCUAAGAAAUGUUUAUCAUAAAAAUAUAUGUGUGUGUGUUUUUUUCUCCCCUUGCCAUUAUGAUGGGUAUGAGAGUCAUUGGGAAAAGGAUGUUGUGUGCAGAUGCACUGAGUUUAACUUUACUAGAAUGUCUUUAAAGAAAUUUAAAGAAAUUAUGUGUCUUUACUUCCUUUUAAAAGACUUGUUAAAUGUGUGUUGUUCUGUUUUAUAUCAACAGCCUCUUUAAGAUAUGCUGAUUACUUCUGUCUUCAUGACUGCUUAGUAACAAAAUGUUGACAUAGGGUUUUACUUACACAGGACUCAUAUAGUUCCAUGGCUCUGCAAGGCAGUUUAUGUUGGGGUUAGCAAGUGGUAGCCAAACUCAGGCCAAACUGAGUCCUGCAUAGGAGCACUGCAUGGACUUUGCAUUUGAUAGUCCACAGGCAAAAGUGGAUCAUAGGAGAGCAAAUUCCAUUUGGGAGAGUGGCCCUAACAAAUGUGCCCCUCUCUGUUGGAGAGGGGGCCAUGCUGCCCACACAACAGACUGAGAUCUGAGCUGAACAUGAUAAUGUGUGGAAACAUUUGCUAUACUUGUUGCAAAAUUUAAAAACAUUAAACAAGGAAAGACAUGGUGAUAUAUGGUUUUGACUACCUCUUGCAUUUACUACUUUUAAAGCAACAAACUGGUUGACAUGUAUUACCAGAUCUAACUUUAAUCUGUGUAUGUUGUUAUUGUUAUAGCCAGAGACCAAAGUGAGCACUGAUCACUAUGCUUCUUGAAUAUUGUCUUUUUAUCUAGUGUUUUUAAAAAUUGUCCUCUGUAGUAUAUAGAUUACCUCUUGGUCCAUAUUGAUUCAUAUUUUGUUUACAAAGUGUGACAAAAUCACUUGAAUUCUUUGGGUCUUUUAAAAGACAAGACAGUGAGCCAAGUUUUUUGAAGGUCAUUUUCACAUAUCUACUGUCUAUCUUGUUGGACUGAAGCACUGAUUUGCCUUUCUACAUAUCCUGUAUUUUAAAUUUUCAUUUUUGCCUAAUUUUUUAUUUCCAUCAAUCAUCAAUUUGUGAUUGAAGUUUAAAAGGAAUACAUGAUGAAAAAUAAAACAUAUAACGUUGGCAUUUA